Sebastes umbrosus (honeycomb rockfish) is the source of this 7789-nucleotide messenger RNA. It is a transcript of the gene kif13a, whose product is annotated as kinesin family member 13A. Gene Ontology annotation, molecular function: microtubule motor activity; microtubule binding; cell adhesion molecule binding. Gene Ontology annotation, cellular component: adherens junction. Bases 321 to 6269 code for a protein of 1982 amino acids. The transcript has 40 exons. NCBI's taxonomy places the organism in Eukaryota, Metazoa, Chordata, Actinopteri, Perciformes, Sebastidae. Gene Ontology annotation, biological process: regulation of protein localization; microtubule-based movement. The record is from RefSeq and is a predicted model, not a curated record.
CCUGUCCAGUCUGCCAGAGGAGAGCAGUCGUGCUCCCAGUGGAAGAUGGCGGUGGGGAUGCUGUCUGGAGCUGGAGCAGAGUGCUGGAUUUGCACAAAAAGCCAACCCGGAUGGAUAUAAAGGACAAAAUGAACAUAUUGCCAUCUCAUCUCCUCGAGGUCCGGACUCAUUUGAGGGUUGUUUAACAACUAGAAUCUGCUGCCUUUUCUUUUUCUCUGGCAGAAACCAUCCGGCUUCUUCUUGUCGGAGGAUUCACAGACUGCAUACAUUGUGAUAGCUCGGCGCAUAAAACAGGGUGGGAGUGAAAAGUGGACAUAAAAAUGUCGGAUUCAAAGGUAAAAGUUGCAGUGAGAGUCCGGCCCAUGAACCGCAGGGAAAUUGAACUGAAUACAAAAUGUGUGGUGGAAAUGGAGGACAACCAGACAGUCCUGCACCCACCACCCUCAAAUGGAAAAGGAGACAGCAGGAAACAAUCUAAGGUGUUCGCUUUUGACCACUGUUUCUGGUCCAUGGAUGAGUCCAACGUUCCCAAAUAUGCCGGUCAAGAGGUGGUGUUCAAGUGCCUUGGAGAGGGAAUACUUGAAAAUGCAUUCCAGGGAUAUAAUGCCUGCAUAUUUGCCUAUGGACAAACAGGUUCAGGCAAGUCCUUUUCCAUGAUGGGGAACGGGGAGCUGCCGGGUUUAAUCCCUCGACUCUGCUGCUCGCUGUUUGAGAGGGUCCACAGAGAGGAGAACGAGGCCCACACUUUUAAGGUGGAGGUUUCCUACAUGGAGAUCUACAAUGAGAAGGUCCGUGACCUGCUCGAUCCCAAAGGGAGCCGACAGUCCCUGAAAGUUCGGGAACACAAAGUCCUGGGUCCUUACGUGGACGGUCUGUCUCAGCUGGCUGUGACCAACUUUGAGGACAUUGAGGUGUUAAUGUCAGAGGGGAACAAAUCUCGUACAGUUGCAGCCACCAACAUGAACGAGGAGAGCAGUCGGUCACACGGCGUCUUCAGUAUCAUCGUCACACAAACGCUUUACGAUCUACAGUCUGGGAAUUCAGGGGAGAAAGUGAGCAAGAUGAGUCUGGUUGACCUGGCAGGAAGUGAGCGAGUGUCCAAGACUGGAGCUGCUGGAGAGAGACUCAAAGAGGGCAGCAAUAUUAACAAGUCUCUCACCACGUUAGGCUGUGUGAUUUCUGCUCUGGCUGACCAGUCUGCAGGGAAGGGGAAGGCCAAGUUUGUGCCAUACAGAGACUCAGUCCUCACCUGGCUGCUGAAGGACAACCUUGGUGGCAACAGCAAGACAUGCAUGAUAGCCACAGUGAGUCCGUCGGCUGAUAACUACGAGGAGACUCUGUCCACGCUGCGCUACGCCGACAGAGCCAAGAGAAUCGUCAACCACGCCGUGGUGAACGAAGACCCCAACGCUCGGAUCAUCAGAGAGCUCAGGGAAGAGGUGGAGAAGCUCAAAGUUCAACUCUCUCAGGCCGAGUCAUUGAAGGCUCCUGAGCUGAAGGACAAACUGCAGGAGUCUGAGAAACUCAUUCAGGAGAUGACUGUCACCUGGGAGGAGAAACUAAGAAAGACAGAGGAGAUCGCCACUGAACGUCAGAAACAGCUGGAGAGCAUGGGCAUCUCUCUGGAAACAUCAGGGAUUAAAGUGGGUGACGACAAGUGUUUCCUGGUCAACCUCAAUGCUGAUCCUGCCCUGAACGAGCUACUGGUCUACUACCUGAAGGAGCACACGCGUGUGGGCGCAGACACGUCUCAGGACAUCCAGCUCUUUGGGAUCGGUAUCCAGCCGGAGCACUGCGUCCUGGAGCUCUGCCCAGAUGGUGAUGUCACCCUGAUGCCCAUAGUGAACUCCAGGACCUGUGUGAACGGAACAAUGAUUGAUUCCUUGGUGCACCUGUGGCACGGAGAUCGUAUCUUAUGGGGCAACAAUCACUUCUUCAGGAUUAAUCUACCUAAUCGAAAGCGGCGGGACCGUUUAAAGGAGCUGGAGAGAGCUUCCCCCAGAGAGAGCUUCAUCGAGGCAGAUGUGGAGACCGCCAGUGAGGCCUCUUCUGAGCAGGACUACAGCUAUGAGUUUGCCCAGAUGGAGGUCAUAAUGAAGACUCUGGGGAACAAUGACCCCAUGCAGAAUGUGGUCCAGGUGCUGGAGAAGCAGUACCUGGAGGAGAAGCGGACGGCUCUGGAGGAGCAGAGGGAGAUGUAUGAACGAGAGCUGGAGUCGCUACGGCAACAGCUUUCUCCCGAGAAAACGCCGCAACACCACCGCAGCAGCAGCGAGCGCCUUACGUUCCCGACGCACACACCGCACGGCAAGCUGCGACUGUGGACAGAGGAGCGGGAUGAGCUUUUUCGCCAGAGUCUUUCUCGACUCAGGGAGCAGGUUGUGAAAGCCAACACCUUGGUGCGAGAAUCCAACUUCUUGGCAGAGGAGAUGAACAAACUGACUGACUAUCAGGUCACCCUUCAGAUUCCUGCGGCCAACCUCAGCGCCAACCGCAAGCGUGGAGCAAUAGUGAGCGAGCCGGCCAUUCAGGUGCGGAGAAAAGGGAAGGGGACCCAGGUGUGGACCAUUGAGAAGCUGGAAAACAAACUGGUGGACAUGAGAGACCACUACAGGGACUGGAAGGAAGGCACAGAGGAGGUGUAUAACAAAGCAAACAGUAAGCAGUGUGACCCGUUCUAUGAGGCGCAAGAGAACCACAACCUGAUAGGAGUGGCCAACAUUUUUCUGGAGUGCCUUUUCCAUGAUGUCAAACUGCAGUAUGCGGUCCCCAUCAUCAGCCAACAGGGAGAGGUAGCAGGCAGGUUGCACAUUGAGCUGAUGCGAGUGAGUGGAGUCGUACCAGAGCGCCUGUCUGGGGGAGACGACUCGUCGGAAAACUCCAGUGAGAGCAGCUGCUAUGAGGUGAUGGAUACCAACGGAGAGAUCGUCCACAUGGCCAAGAGGCUCACCUGCAGAGUGCGGAUCAAGGAGGCCACAGGUCUGCCGCUCAACCUGUCCAACUUUGUCUUCUGUCAGUACACCUUCUGGGAGCACGGUGAGCCCACUGUGGCUCCUCCCAUGGUCAGCCCAGAUAGGCCUUCACCUCGAAGUCCAGAUGCCCAGUUUACUGUCCAGUUUGAUCAAUGCAAGGACUACGUUGUGCAUGUGACCGAUGAGUUUCUGGAGUUUAUAUCCGAUGGAGCGUUGGCCAUAGAAGUGUGGGGUCACCGCUGUGCUGGUAACGGACGUUCGCUCUGGGAGUUAGACGCUCUGGAGGCCCAGACCCAGACGCUCCGAGACAGGUGGAGUGAGGUGUCUCGCAGGAUCGAGCUGGUGAUCUUCAUCCAAGAGCUGAACGAGCAGGGAGAGUACUCAUCGGUGGAGCUGCAACCUGGAAAAGACAUCAGCACGGGAGGAGUCUUCCAACUCCGACAGGGUCACUCCAGGAGGCUGCAGGUGUGCGUGAAGCCGAUCCAGAACUCGGGCACUCUGCCUCUGCUGGUGGAGGCUGUGCUGUCUGUCUCUAUCGGCUGUGUAUCAGCUCGCUGCACCAAACUACAGAGACCACUGGACAGCUACCAGAGAGAGGAGGAAGACGAUAUGGAUAGUUAUCAGGAGGAAGAUCUCAACUGUGUUCGAGAGCGCUGGUCAGAGGCUCUGAUCAAACGUCGGGAGUACCUUGAUGAACAAAUCAAGAAAAUCAUCAACAAACAGGAGAAGUCAGAGGAGGAUAUUGAGCGUGAGGCUCGGCUGGUGGAGCAGUGGGUCGGCCUGACUGAAGAGAGAAACGCAGUGCUGGUACCUGCACCUGGUAGUGGCAUCCCUGGAGCUCCUGCAGACUGGUCCCCACCUGCAGGAGUGGAAGCUCACAUCCCUGUACUCUUCCUGGAUUUAAAUGCGGAUAAUCUGACAGUAAAUGAGCAGCUGACCGGCCCACACGCUGCCGGCGUCAACUCUAUCCUGCCCAAGGAGCAUGGAAGCCAGUUCUUCUAUCUGCCCAUCAUCAGGCACAGUGAUGAGGAGGUGUCGGCAGUGUGCUCCUGGGACUCAUCCAUCCAUGAUUCUGUGCACCUCAACCGCAUCACGUCUCCUAACGAACGCAUUUACCUGAUCAUCAAAGCCACGGUGCAGCUCAGCCACCCGGCCUCCAUGGAGCUGGUGCUCCGCAAGAGGAUCGCUGUCAACAUCUACAACAAGCAGAGUUUCACUCAGAGUCUCAAGAGAAGAAUGUCCUUAAAGAACGCGCUUUAUUCCUGUGGUGUGACUUAUGAGAUCGUUUCCAACGUACCAAAGGCCUCAGAGGAGCCGGAGGAAAGGGAAACCUUGGCCCUCAUGGCUGCUCGCGGGGACAGCGAGGAGACUCAGGAUGGAGAAACUUACAUAGAGAAGUACACAAGGGGAGUUCUGGAAGUGGAGAACAUCCUCAGUCUGGAGAGGCUACGACAGGCUGUGACAGUGAAGGAAGCACUCACUACCAAGGGGAGACACCUAAGAAGGAGUAUCAGCACACCAAAUGUACAGCAUUCUUCAUGUAGUAAAACAGACCUGACUGGGUGUGAGGAUGAAGACUGUAAGGUAAAUCAGGACCACUGUGAUCACGUGGACAGCACCAACUGCAAUCCCCUGGAGGGCUCGGGUUGUACCACACCCAUCAAAUGCAAGGAGAAUCCAGGUGUGGUUCCAGAGAGCCCUACGUUCUUCAACUCCAGCCCCUUCAAAGUCCUCUCCCCUCAGCCACCCAAGUUCCUCAAGUCCCUUCUGCCUGUCAAAGAGGAGAACAAGGCGAAGAAAGUCCUGGAGGCCCGGCCGCUGCUGGGACAAGAGAGCAUGCGCUCAUGUGUGGACAGCCCUGCACUGCUCCCCCCUCCCUGCCCCUGGCGCCGGCCCAGGGCAGGCAGCGAGGGCCACUGCAAGCCUUCCACCUCCACCUCCACCUCCACCCACACCUCCACCACCACCACCACUCCCACCAGCAGACAGCUCAGCCACACACUGCCACACACUGCUCAGGACUCUGAGGACGAGGAGACGGAUGUGGACAUGACCCUGAAUCUGGAUCGGGGCCCUCAGGACCACAGCAGCUUCCAGCCUUACAUCCCAGAGGACUUUGCAAACUUUGAGAUCUACAACGCAACUCUGGAGAACCAGGAGGGGUUUCUAUCCUCCCGGUCUGACUUGAAGGGAAGCCGGUGUGGAGGUGGGAGCGGAGACAAAGGGGUGCCUCGAAGCCCCACAGCCAGCAGCUGCACUAGUGGCUACUUUUCACACAGUGCCUCCAAUGCUACGCUGUCUGACAUGCCUUUCAGCAGCAGUGAGAGCUCUGACCACCUUAGCUGCACCUCCAGAGAACCCCAUGACCCUCUUGGAAGCCCUGCUGGAAGAGGCUGCACCCAAACCAAAAGUGUCCCUGCAGGGAGUGACACCCAGCAGCCUCCGCUCUCAGCGGGUGGGGUUCAGGACCCUGCCCCCUCGCCUGUCAGUAUCCCUAAUUGCAGAGACAAGCACAACUGUGUUAUCAAUGCCAGCCAGGAGUUCAGUGACUUUAAAGGAGCUGAUGACAGUAUUGGAGACAGUGAUUUGGCACAUUUUACAGAGGGAUGGGAGCAGGAGAGUUUGGAAAAAGAAACAUGUGACACUGGCAAUCAACACGCCUCUGAUGUCUCUGGUAUUAUCAACACAUGUGUUCCUGGAGACUCCUCAACCGCUACAUGCAAAUGUCCAAAUAAUACAGACUCUGUUAGUGUAGCUGUGUCCUGCCCUAACACAACUGUAGUUUGCACUUCAGCCAGAGCCCCAGUAUCUGUACCUGACAAAGUCCCAGCUCCAUCUCCAGCAUCACCAUCCCCAGUCACACCUUUAUCUACAGCCCCAUCCCCUGCCCAGACUCCGCGAGCAGGAGGGGAACCUCCAAUGGAGGAGCCGGCCCAAGGAGAUCUGCCCCACGGGAGUCCCUGUCCCAGCCCAAACCCCAGCAGCGCAGAGCCCUCGGGAGAUUCCAGCGGAGACGAGAGCACACCUGCAGCACAGCUUCCUGACUGGAUGGCUCCAGGAGAGCAAGUGUGGGUGGGGAAGAGGAGAGGAACGGUCCACUAUGUCGGAGGGGUGGAGUUUGCUAAGGGGAUCUGGAUUGGUGUGAAGCUUGACAUGGCAGUGGGUAAGCACAACGGGACUGUCCAGGGCAGGGUGUACUUCCGCUGCCCCCCAGGUCACGGUGUAUUUGUGAAGCCAUCUCGUCUCACUAGAGGACCGCCCUCCAUGGACACAGAACCCCAGACUCUGAUCAGAUAGGACCCAAAGAAGGACCAACUUUUCUGAGGAAAGACAGGGACCCGAGGGUGGUCCUCAGAUCCAGUGCCUAUUGGUGAACCGCAGACUCUCCUUGUGAUGGAGAUGCUGAUAUAUUCCGUGGGUGUGUCUGCUUUUCUAAAGCAUAUCUGACCUGUGCAUUUAAUGAAGGUAUAUCCUAAUUACUGUUCACUGAAAAUUCACUAUGCACAUAUCUGAGUUUUCUAUACGGGGAUAUUUUUGAUAGGGAACUUCACUUUUAACUGGGAGUCCAUAUGGAAAUAUUACCCACAUACAUUUUCUUACAUUGGUUCCCGAACAUUAUAUAUGAUAUUUUUGUAAGACAAUGAAUCCUCCCUGAGGCUCAUAGUGGAGUAAUCUGGGAUUUGAAGAUUAAGAAUGUACUACUGUUAGUAAACAUUGAUAUUUACAUCAAUAAGAUCUGUCAGGGGUAACCAAAGAACUACGGUUCCAUAUCUGCUGUUAUAAGUAAUAUGUUAUUUUUCUAAUGUGCGUAUGUGGAUUCAAACACUAUAUAUAUAUAUAUGUAUAUAUAUAUACAUAUAUAUCAAUGUGUCCAAGUAAAGCUUAGUGCCAUAUCUCUAGGAGUAAUGCCACAUACCCUGAACAGAGGACAAAUCUGCUAAACCUGAGUUGCUCUCAGUGUUUGACUGCAGUUAUAUCAUGUUAAAUUAUCCUGUUGAAGUACUGUAACACUGUGGAGGAAAUAAUCCCCAUCCAGCAUGAGACUGUUGCUGUUUGAACGCUUGCACUGGAAAGGAUUCUUGGAGAGUUCGCCGACCGUCUUCCAUAUUGGACUGAUGAGAUAUUUUCUAACUGAAGUGACUGAGAAACCGUGUGUCAUCACUUUAAUCCGGGGAACAAAGCAGCUGGGCCUGGAUGUACUGAUGCCUUAAACGCCCUGUUUCCAUAAAGGCAGGCACAUAAACCCCCGACUACUCAAUGAACUCCAUACCAAGUUCAUUGAGUUUUAAACUAACUGUAUGGACCUGAAACCUGUGUAUGUAUAUCAUGACGCCCAGAGGCAUUCAAAAUGCCACGCAGCCUCGCUGACUGACCGAAUACCUUUUUAACUGAUUGUCCAUCUGCAUUUUAUAUGUUAACUGACUGAUAUAUAACACUACACGUUAAAAGGUACUCAAUAACGCUUUUUUUUCACAUUGGAUGAAUGGGUGAUGGACGGUUACAGAAGAUGACGCAAAAGUAGUUUAGUUAUGAAGAAGAGCUGUCCUAUGAACUUAUAUUUUUAUGGAAGUGGUGAACUGUGGAACUGAACUAGAAAUGGUUGUAUAAUCCAAGCUGUAAUUUGAAGUAAAUGAAACAAACCCAAGACCUUACUUUAAAGAAGAGAACAAAGCUGCUCUCCCUCAUAAGGAGUUGUAAAUAGAAAUGUAUUUGAACAUAGUAUUUACACUAUUAUAAUGUACAGAAUUGUAUUUAUAAUGUAUCGCAAACUGUUUUAAUUGGUACAAAAUGUUCUAGAAUAGAACAUUUACAAUCAG